Molecule: messenger RNA, 1083 nt
Organism: Portunus trituberculatus (swimming crab)
Lineage: Eukaryota; Metazoa; Arthropoda; Malacostraca; Decapoda; Portunidae
Product: cuticle protein AM1199-like
Exons: 4
Coding region: 1-612 (203 amino acids)
Cellular component (GO): chitin-based extracellular matrix
Molecular function (GO): structural constituent of chitin-based larval cuticle
Source: RefSeq, a predicted model, not a curated record
AUGGCGUGCCCCAGGACUUAUGUAUAUGUUCAGGAAGGCAGCCGCUAUAAAAGGUCUAGGAUCCAUCUCCAGAGCAUCAGUGUCCCGCCUCCACUACACUCCAGAGAUGAAGCUCCUGAUCGUAGCUGCCCUGGCCGCCGUGACCGCUGCCGACUCCCAGUACAUUUACAGCCCUCCCCAAACGUACUCGGCCCCCGCCCCUCCGUCAGAUCAGAGUUCGUGGAGGUGGUGCCCAUCGUGAGAGACGACCGCGUGCACUCCGAGGAUGGCAGGUACAGCAUGGACGUGGAGACAGCAAAUGGCAUUGCCAUGUCGGAGUCUGGGGCUCCCAGUGGUCCGACAGGCGCCGUGGUCAAGGCAGGAGAGUAUUCCUACACAGCCCCUGACGGUACUUUUGUCCAGAUGAAAUUCGUUGCCGACGAGAAUGGUUUCCAGCCCCAGUCUGACCUGCUUCCCGUGGCCCCCGCCUUCCCCCACCCCAUCCCCCAAUUUGUGCUGGAUCAGAUCGCCUUCGCCGAGGCGGAAGAUGCCGCCCGCGCCCGCGCUGAGGCCUCACAAGUGAGAUCUGCCUCCGUUCCUGCGCCUGGUCGCUCCUACGGGCCUCCGCAGUAAAUGAAUGUUUAUAUCGUUGAUGAAGAAGAUGGAUGUAAUAACAAAUCACUUAAUAUAUUGACUGUAUAGUAUUUAUUUACCAGCGACUGAGCACAAUGAAAGAAAAAGAAAAAACUUGUCUUCUUUACCUAGACACUUUAUGGAACGUUUGGUUUUCGCUGACAAGAAGUGAAACACCGAACGCUGCCACACUGCUGCGCCGCCACGCCACGCACAGCCCAGCGCGGCCUUUUAAACAAAUACAAAUAAGUUAACAAAAUCGAUGAAAAAAACAUACCCUUACUGAUGGCACACGAACCAAUCACAAGUUAAUCCUGAAUUCGUGUUCCAAUCAAGAGCCGCCUGAACACAGUGAGACAUGACACCGCUGCUCGCUGAUCCCUUCCAUAUAUAGUUCUCUCUGAUGACUUCAAACUAUUAUCUCUGAUGUAUCUUCUUAUUCUAAUCUGCUCCUCCUCUCCUCUUCCUCUA